Papaver somniferum (opium poppy) is the source of this 1046-nucleotide messenger RNA. Its product is annotated as transcription factor LAF1-like. The transcript is spliced from 3 exons. Bases 78 to 953 code for a protein of 291 amino acids. The record is from RefSeq and is a predicted model, not a curated record. Lineage: Eukaryota; Viridiplantae; Streptophyta; Magnoliopsida; Ranunculales; Papaveraceae.
CUGAUAGAUCCCUAAUUAAACUCUAAACUCAUUUUCGUAUUCUUGUGACUAAUUAAUCACUAAAGAAAAGGCAAAAAAUGAAGCACAAAAAGGGGUUAUGGUCACCGGAGGAGGAUCAACGACUACGAAAUUACGUCCUCCGACAUGGUCAUGGCUGUUGGAGUACCAUCCCCAUAAGAGCUGGUUUGCAGCGCAACGGGAAAAGUUGUAGACUAAGAUGGAUUAAUUACUUGAGGCCGGGAUUAAGACGGGGAACGUUUACAUCCGAAGAGGAGGAAACGUUUGUCGGACUUCAUCGACUUUUAGGAAACAAGUGGUCACAAAUAGCUCAUCAUUUGCCAGGAAGAACAGAUAAUGAGAUUAAGAAUUAUUGGAAUUCUUAUCUUAAGAAGAAAUUAAUGAAAGCCGGAGAAUUCAACAAAAAUCAAAGUGUAAAUUCAGACUUUGAUGAAUUUAAGAGUACAUCUGCUAGUGCUGCUUCAACUGGGACAAGUUUUACCAGAAUUUCUAGUGCAGGUUCUUUCCAAUCCUCCGAGCAAAUCGGAGGAACUGGAAUUGACCACUUAAGUUCGACAACAGCUUCGAACUCUAAACCUGUUCGAGAAUCAAACCAAAGUUUCCUUCCUAAAGUAUUUUUCGCGGAAUGGUUAUUUCUUGAUCAAGAUCAUAGUGAAAAUGGUUCGAAUUCAGGUAACUCAAAUUUGGCUCCAGAAGAAAUUUUAGAUGAUUCAAGUGUUUUUACUGGUGGUAUUAGUGAAGAGUUUUUACCACAGGAGGAAGUUUAUGGGAGUGAAUUUGAUAAUGGGUUAUUACAUAACAGUGGUUCGCGCUAUGUGCGAUUCUGUCCGAAAGUGGAAGAACCGGGAAAUCUUGGAACCGAUUUUAUGAAUUAUGGAAAUAUUGCCGAAAUUCACAGUGAAUUCACUAUGUUGAGCAAUGAUAUGUUCUACUGAGGGUUAAAGUGAAACUUUAGAAGUAAUUUUCAAAUGUUGAAUGGCUGUGAAUAUCACUUUUAGUUUGUUAAUUUGAAGUUCAUGUUUCUUAAA